ACAUGCCAUGAAUUUGAAUACUUCAUGAAUUGCCAUGAACAUUCAAUUACAACAAACCCCCAAUUUUAAAUUACUGUAGAAGUCUUUUCCCCUGAUCAAGUUCAUCCCAAGCCUUCUUUCAUCAAACUGUCGUGCAUGCAUUUUGUGCAUGCCUCUACCAACUCAAAUUGUUUCUCUCUAUAGUUCAUCAAGCAACCGUCAAAUUCACAAUAUUAGAAGAAGAUCUGGAGAUUUGGAUUAGAGAUAUUUGAGGGUCAAAUGUCGUCGGCGGCGAGGAUCUGCAUGAACGGAUUGUGCGGGGCAACGACGACUUCUCAAUGGAAGAGAGGUUGGCCCAUGAAAGCCGGCGGUUUUGCUACUCUCUGCUGCGCCUGCGGCACUGCAUAUGAUAACGUACGCUACUGUGAACGUUUCCACCUUAAUGAACCUGGUUGGAGAGAAUGCAAUUCUUGUGAUAAGCCUGUUCAUUGUGGAUGCGUUGUUUCAAAAUAUCUUCAUGAAUGCCUUGAUUUGGGAGGGAUAUUGUGUAUAAAAUGCUUAAGAGCCAAGGCAAUCCAACCCAUAAAGCAGUCGAUUGUUAACGAGAUUCCAAAUGGCUUUGCUCGGUUUUCUGCCACCUGGCAACCCUCCAUCUUUGAUAAAGGAAAGCUCACACAGUUAACAAGGGAAGGGUUAGAGAAGCAUCAACACACAUCUUCCACUUCAACCAUUGGUCUUCAAUUUAGACAAGAUGAAAAGACACCCUCUUCUAGUAAAGAUGUUGGCUCAAGCUUUCUGAAACCAUUAACUUUGCCUUCCAUCUUUCCAACCCAAUUACCUGAUAACAACAAACCAAAUUUAGGGUUGAAAUCGACAUAUGAACAAUCUUUGGGGUUUGCUUUGAGUUCUUCCAUUAGUUCCAUACUCCCUACUUAUAAUGGGGCUGCAGUACAAGAAAAAGUUGGUUUGGUGAAACAAGAGCAAAAACCUCGUCCAAAACCAUCAAAAUCAGGGGUUAGUGUAAAGUCACAGCCAAACAAAGGGGGGAUGGGUGCGGAUAAUCUAGUUGCUAGACCACCGGCUGAAGGACGGGGACGCGGUCAGUUGCUUCCGAGGUACUGGCCAAAGAUCACUGACCAAGAACUUUUGCAAAUAUCUGGAGACUUGAAUUCAAACUGCACUGUUACUCCGUUAUUCGAGAAGGUUCUGAGUGCAAGUGAUGCUGGUCGAAUUGGUCGCUUGGUUCUACCAAAAGCAUGUGCUGAAGCGUAUUUUCCGGCUAUAGAUCAAUCGGAAGGUUUACCGAUAAAGAUCCGGGAUAUAAAAGGGAAAGAGUGGACAUUUCAGUUCAGAUUUUGGCCCAAUAACAACAGUCGAAUGUAUGUUUUAGAGGGCGUAACCCCCUGCAUACAAAACAUGCAAUUGCAAGCUGGCGACACUGUGAUAUUUAGUCGGUUAGAACCAGAUGAUAAACUCAUAAUAGGAUUUCGAAAGGCACCAAUUUAUGCUGAAUCAAUAGCUAUUCCUAAUACUGUUAAUGAUGGAGCUCUUAUAUCUACAGGGAAUGAAAACUUAUCAACAAAUAUCGAGCAGGAAGUGAUUCAUGAGAAAAAGAAGGCACGAAAUAUAGGGUCAAAAAGCAAGAGGCUGCACAUGCAUUGUGAAGAUGCAAUGGAGCUCAAGUUUACAUGGGAAGAAAUGCAGGAAUUCCUCAGGCCACCUCCUUCUAUUAACCCAACAGUUGUCAUGAUAGAAAAUUGUGAAUUGGAAGAAUACAAUGAGCCACCAGUUUUUGGCAAGAAGACCAUAUUCACAACAAAUGCAUCCCGGCUACAAGAACAAUGGGUUCAGUGUGAUAGUUGCUCCAAAUGGAGAAAGCUACCUUCAGAUGUUCUUAUUCCUUCCAAAUGGACAUGCUCUGAUAAUGUUUCUGAUCCAAACAGGUGUUCCUGUUCAGCCCCUGAGGAGAGAGGAGAUUUGAACCGAAUCUUGAGAUUUGGCAAGGAAUCUAAGAAGCGAAAAGUUGCGGAAAAUUGUGGGACCCAAGAACCGAAAGUAGAGCCUACCGGAUUGGACGCGUUAGCCACGGUUGCAGUAUUAGGAGCAAACCCUAAUGAAGCGUGCGCCACCACAAGACACCCGCGACAUCGACCCGGUUGCAGUUGCAUCGUAUGCAUUCAACCCCCAAGUGGAAAAGGAAACCACAAACCAAACUGCAUUUGCAAUGUCUGUUCCACAGUAAGGCGGCGUUUCAAAACCCUAAUGUUACGUAAGCGGAAACGCCUAUUGGAACAGGAAUCCGAUCAGGCCCGGAAAUCAGCCGUUCCGGUUAACAUCGGAAUGGAAUCAGGCGAAGGGAUUGGAAUUGGAAUUGGAACCGGAACUGGAAUUGGAACCGAGGUGAUUAGCGAGAGUAGCAAUAAAGGUCAAGAAUUGGAUCUGAAUUGUGACCCAAAGGAAGAAGAGAUGAUGCUAGCUUUUACUGCCAGUGCUUCUGACAUCCCAACAGAGUGGCAUGACAUGCUUGCAAAACUUGUACCCAAAGGUACAACCGACAUGAAAGAGGAGCCUAUUAUAACAACCAACAAGGUCAUUGAAGGUAGUUGAUUCUGGUUCUUGGGUUUAGUUUUUGAAAUCGGUUUUCCUAAAUAUUUGUUUAUUUUACCAUUUUACCCUACAGUAGUAGGACAUCUAGAGCUUUUAUGAAACAAGAAUCAGUUGGCUUUUCCCUUUUCUUCUUGCUUCUAUAUGA
Molecule: messenger RNA, 2731 nt
Organism: Lactuca virosa
Lineage: Eukaryota; Viridiplantae; Streptophyta; Magnoliopsida; Asterales; Asteraceae
Source: the annotation of a GenBank genome assembly